AGCUCGGCUGGAUGCUGGCUGCUGAUGUUAUUGGGAAGUGCAAUGUUGUACCAUCCGCCAUUGGAAUAAAUACAACCGUGGGAAUAAAGGUGAUUUUGCUCAUCAUCUCCCACCAAUUUCUUCUCCCGUCUUCCAUUCAUGAGCAGCGUGGCUGAGUUUCACAGCGGAGGCCAUGGACGACAAGGUCUCGGUGGGGAAGAUUAGCGUGUCUUCGGACUCGGUGUCCACUCUCAACAGUGAGGACUUUGUCCUCGUGUCCCGGCUGGGGGAUGAGACGCCCUCUUCCACGAAUAACGGUAGUGAUGACGAAAAGACAGGACUGAAGGUGAUUUCUGAGGAAGGGGUCAGCUUUAAGAUUGUGGGGAAUGGAAGUGAGCAGCAGCUCCAGAGGGAGUUAGAGGAUGUCCUCAUGGACCCAUCGGUAGCUGACAUCGGGCUCAGAUCAGAAAAGGGAAUGGACGGCGUUUGUGGGGGCGACCGUGGCCCACUUGCCACGACGUCGUCGCCUGUACCGCCGGGCUCUGACCCGCUGAGUGCACAGCCACCCAAGUUGGAGAUGGUGCUUCCCGUUCAGACAGCUCAGGAGAGUGAACUGAACGAGAGGUCGUACCGAGCAGAUGAAUCCUCAUCAGAUGGCAGUCCCGGCAGUCCCAUCCUAGAUGAGGAUAGCGUUGUGUUCAGCCAGCUGACAUACCUUGGGUGUGCCUCAGUCAACGCCCCCCGGAGUGAGCUUGAGGCCCUCCGUAUGAUGAGUAUCCUCAGAGGGCAGUGCCAGCUCCCCCUCGAUGUCACACUAUCUGUGCCAGGUGUGUCCGAAGGCACUGUCAGGUUGCUGGACCCCAACGCCAGCACGGAGAUCGCCAACUACCCUAUCUACAAGAUUCUGUUCUGUGUGCGAGGCCAUGAUGGUACACCAGAGAGCGACUGCUUUGCCUUCACUGAGAGCCACUACAAUGCAGAAAUCUUCAGGAUCCAUGUGUUCCGCUGCCAAAUCCAAGAAGCGGUGAGUAGGAUACUGUACAGUUUUGCCACAGCGUUCCGGCGGUCCGCGAAGAAGACAGUUCUGUCAUGUCAGCAGCCUGCACCGCACACCCCCGACACUGACUUGUUUACCUUCACUGUCAGUCUGGAAAUCAGGGAGGAUGAUGGCAAGGGCACCUUCAGUGCUGUAGCAAAAGACAAAGACAAGCAGAGUUUCAAGCUGCGUGCAGGAAUGGACAAGAAAAUUUUUAUUUACAUCCUGCAGACCUCCAAUAAGGAACUGGCUAUUGAGAGGUGUUUCGGUCUCCUGCUCAGCCCGGGGAAAAAUGUGAAGAACAGCGACAUGCACCUGCUAGACCUGGAGUCGAUGGGAAAGAGUUCCGAUGGGAAGUCUUACAUCAUCACAGGAAGUUGGAACCCAAACACGCCUCAGUUCCAGCCUGUGAAUGAGGAAACGCCCAAAGACAAAUUCAUGUACGUGACGACAGCAGUGGACCUGGUGAUCACAGAGGUGGAGGAGCCGGUCCGUUUUCUGCUGGAGACGAGGGUCAGAGUCUGCUCCCCAAAUGACCGGCUGUUCUGGCCCUUCAGCAAGCGCAACUACACCGAGACCUUCUACCUUAAACUGCGACAGAUGGAGCGUAAGGAGCGAAAGAAUCCUGCCUCUGACACACUUUAUGAGGUGGUGAGUUUGGAAAGUGAGACUGAGAGGGAGAAACGGAAGACCACAGCUAGUCCCGACAUAAUGCCCACCGGGACUGGUACCACGGCCCCUUCACCACCUGAGGAUGAUGAAGAGGAAGAUAAUGACGAGCCGUUACUCAGCGGGUCAGGUGAUGUUUCCAAGGAGUGUGCCGAGAAGAUCCUGGAGACCUGGGGGGACUUGUUAACCAAGUGGCAUAUGAACUUGUCAGUGCGUCCCAGGCAGCUGCCAGCUUUGGUGCGCAGUGGCAUUCCCGAGGCUCUCCGUGGGGAGGUGUGGCAGCUCCUGGCAGGCUGCCAUAACAAUGACCACCAGGUAGAAGAGUACCGCACACUCAUUACAAAGGAGAGCCCUCAAGACAGUGCCAUUACCAGGGACAUUAACAGGACAUUCCCGGCUCACGACUACUUCAAAGACACCGGAGGAGAUGGACAAGACUCCCUCUACAAGAUCUGCAAGGCUUACUCUGUUUACGAUGAGGAGAUUGGCUACUGCCAGGGACAAUCCUUCCUGGCUGCUGUGCUGUUGCUGCAUAUGCCGGAGGAGCAAGCUUUCAGCGUGCUGGUCAAGAUCAUGUUUGAUUACGGGCUCAGGGACCUUUUCAAACAGAACUUUGAAGAUCUGCAUUGCAAGUUCUUCCAACUUGAGAGGCUCAUGCAGGAAUAUAUACCAGACCUGUACAACCAUUUCCUGAAUGUGGGUCUGGAGGCUCAUAUGUAUGCCUCUCAGUGGUUCCUCACUCUGUUCACAGCCAAGUUCCCUCUUUACAUGGUCUUCCAUAUCAUUGAUCUGCUACUGUGUGAGGGCAUCAGUGUGAUCUUCAAUGUGGCCUUGGCAUUGCUGAAGACAUCAAAAGACGAUCUGAUCCAAACGGACUUCGAAGGUGCACUCAAAUUCUUUCGUGUCCCGGUUCCGAAAAGGUACCGCUCUGAGGAAAACGCAAAGAAACUGAUGGAGCUGGCCUGUAGCAUUAAGAUCAGCCAGAAAAAGCUGAAGAAAUUUGAAAAGGAGUACCACACCUUGAGAGAGCAACAGGAACAACAGGAGCCCCCCAUCGAGAGAUACGAGCGGGAGAACCGUCGUUUGCAAGAGGCUAACAUGCGCUUGGAGCAGGAGAACGACGACCUGGCUCAUGAACUCGUCGGCAGCAAGAUCGCCCUGCGCAAAGACCUCGACAACGCGGAGGAGAAGGCGGACGCCCUGAAUAAGGAGCUGCUGCUGACCAAACAGAAAUUGGUGGACUCAGAGGACGAGAAGAGACGCCUGGAAGAAGAAUCGGCUCAGCUGAAGGAGAUGUGCAGGCGAGAGCUUGAUAAGUCUGAAUCUGAGAUAAAGAAGAACGGCUCGAUUAUUGGAGAAUAUAAACAGAUCUGCACCCAGCUGAGUGAACGACUGGAGAAACAGCAGACGGCCAACCGAGGGGAACUGGAGAAGAUCCGGUCCAAAGUUGGCGGCUGUGAGAAGUGCAGAAGCCUUUUCAACAAGGAAGGUCGCGUGCGGGCGGCGGCGACGACCUCGGCCGGAGGGGCUGAGACCGAUGAGGAGAAGGAGGACCUGAAGAACCAGCUGAGAGAGAUGGAGCUGGAACUCGCUCAGACCAAACUGCAGCUGGUGGAGGCGGAGUGCAAAAUCCAGGACCUCGAGCACCACCUGGGUCUGGCCUUCAACGAAGUGCAGGCGGCCAAGAAGACCUGGUUCAACCGGACGCUCAGCUCCAUCAAGACCGUCACUGGGACCAAGGAGACCACCUAACCCGAGAAGCCCAGUCCGGUUCUACCGAGACCAAGUCUGCAACCUCUCGACGCCUAACUUCACCCGCCGGGCCACGACUUCAACAUUCACCCCGGAGUCACAGAAUUCCCGUGUUAUUUGUUCCCUCUUAUCCAGAAGAAGUCCUUCCCGGUUCCCACCGCUCCCACUGACCGGACACCCCCACCCAUUUAUUCUCCUCUCCACCCACGGGUGACGCCAGCCGAGUGUGCUGACGCGGAGGGGUUACAAAACCGUGACACGAAGUACAACGCGACCCACUUUCCCCCAGAGACGCAGCGAGCUUCCAGCGGUCACGGAAAGAAAAGUAUCAAAAAAGAAGAAAAAGAAGAUGCGCUCCAUUUAUUUCUGUCUUUGAACUGCUGAUCUUAACGACCCGCAGAAGGAGGGUGGGACAUCUGACCCGGUACCGUCCUGACGGGAGAGAGAAUCAAACACCCGGUGCUCCCGUACGGGUCUGCGUGCCGCCCUCUCCACGACAAGACAACCAGUCCUGCUAAGUCCUGGUUUUAGGUACGAGAGCUAACAGACACCUUUUCUAAUUUACCUUGAGCAAGGCUUUCCUUUUUCUGUGUGUACAUGAAUGUGUGUGUGUGUGUGUGUGUGUGUGUGUGUGUGUGUGUAAGCACGCAUGCUUUUGUGUUUGGUGUAGACUGUUCAUGUGUGUGAGAUUGUAAAAAAUGUGUUUGAAUGCAUAAAUAAUUGACUGAAAUGAUGUUACAUUGUGAGUAAAACAGCAAGUCGGACAGCGUGUGGAAGUCCACGGGAAAGAAAAAAGCACUAAGUGUGUGUGUGUGUGUGUGUGUUUGUAUGUGUGUGUGUUUGUAUGUAAGGGGAACACUGUUUCCUUGGCUGUCCUUUAACGUUGAAAUGUGCGUCUGAAAGAUGCUCCAGGAACGUUUGUUGACAAAGCCUUCAUCUGAAGGUCGAUGAAGACGAGUGGAUAUGAAUAAAUAAUUUUCAGUAAGGACGGAAACAUGAAAGCUGUUGUAAAUGUCAACAGCAGCAGAACUUUCCCCACAUACGUGGGACACCAAACACGCUCGGGGCGGGUUUGGUUUUGAUGACCCAGCACCGAACCGCUCAAACCUCUGCAUGCGUACGUCAGAACAUCUGGAUGGAGGCAAGAACUCUGAAACCCGAGGGCUGCGGCGCUCGUUACACAACCUACGCCACUCGGAAUGUUAAGGAUAUACGUUUAAAUUCCUGCUGCACUUGAACACACCUUUAAAAAAAAGAAACUCCCUCCUCUGGUGUUAGCUGCUCUGUGACCUUUGACCUUGAGUGACGGGUGGCAGGCCGUGUUUUUAUUUAUCACACUUAAGUUUUGGAUCUCUUUAACCACUACGCGUAUGAAAACAAUGACACUGUUUAUUUGACAACAAUCCUUGUCGCUUUAUAGUACAGAUAUUAAAAAGGGCGACAUGUUGGAUCUGAAAGAGUUUUUUUUUUUUUUUCACAACUAACAGGACGGCCGCGUGGACGGGUUGAGGUUGAGGUUGAGGUAAACUGAGAGAGACGAGGAGGCGUGUUUAACGGUCAGGAGGAGGUCCUGGUGUCUCCUGAUGGAGCCGGUUACAGAAGCGUGUGUUUAUUCCGGGUCCGGGAACUCGUCUCUGCAGCAGAACCUUUGGGACGAGGCGGAACGGGAGAACCACGGGAGAAAGAGUGCUUGCGUGUAUGUGUGUUUUUGUUGUCUUCAUAUAUAACUGACUAGAAAGGGAUCUCGACCAUAUUUAAAUUUCUAUUCAUAUUUGUACGGCUCCGAUUCGACUGAAGAAAGAAGAAACUGCGCUUCUCUUUUCUGUUGCCGGCCUCAAACCAACAGCUGCUGUAAAUAGCAUCUAACUUGAAGGAGGAAUCUGAUUGGCUGACCACUCUCCUCGCGAUGUCAGAAAGUCCAGAUGAAGAAUCAGAGGGCCGUCCCUCUAAAGGCACUGGGUUGUACAUAACAAACAUUAAAACAAAUGAAUAUUGGGUUUUUGUUUAUGAUUUUCUACUGUGACUAACUAAUGUACCUACACACUGCUGUCGUGCUAUUAAUCCACAAUGUUUUAUGUUUUUAAUGUUUAUAUUGCUCAAAGCUUCUCAGUCAGACUGCUGUGUGGUUAAUAACGGCCAAAGCGUAGCGUUAUCAACAACAAAACAUUAUCAACGUGUGGGAAAUGUUCAAGUGGAGGAUGCAUUGUGUAUACUUCAUGAAUUUCAAUAUAAAGGUAUCAACACUA
Pseudoliparis swirei is the source of this 5682-nucleotide messenger RNA. RefSeq names its product rab GTPase-activating protein 1. The transcript is spliced from 27 exons. Bases 173 to 3436 code for a protein of 1087 amino acids. The record is from RefSeq and is a predicted model, not a curated record. NCBI's taxonomy places the organism in Eukaryota, Metazoa, Chordata, Actinopteri, Perciformes, Liparidae.